Molecule: messenger RNA, 6608 nt
Organism: Bufo gargarizans (Asiatic toad)
Lineage: Eukaryota; Metazoa; Chordata; Amphibia; Anura; Bufonidae
Gene: KDM7A
Product: lysine demethylase 7A
Exons: 20
Coding region: 31-2742 (903 amino acids)
Biological process (GO): regulation of transcription by RNA polymerase II; protein demethylation
Molecular function (GO): histone demethylase activity; transcription coregulator activity
Source: RefSeq, a predicted model, not a curated record
GAUGUCUGGGCUGAAGAGUGGAUUUUAAAGAUGGCCGGAGCGGCUCCCGUCUACUGUGUCUGCCGGCAGCCGUACGAUGUGAGCCGGUUUAUGAUCGAGUGCGACAUCUGCAAGGACUGGUUCCAUAGCAGCUGUGUAAAAGUUGAGGAACAUCAGGCGGCAGAUAUUGACUUCUACCACUGUCCGAACUGCGAAGUGCUUCACGGGCCCUCCCAGUUAAAGAAGAGGAGGAACUGGCAUAGACAUGACUACACCGAGCCAGAAGAUGGCACAAAGCCAGUGCAAGCAGGAACGAGGACCUUUGUGCAGCAACUCCGAGCCCGGUCCUUCCCAAGCGCUGAUGAUAUUAUUUUGCGGAUGAACGGCAACCAGCUGACACAGCGGUACUUGGAGAAGCAUGGAUUCAACAGUCCAAUCAUCGUGCCACAGAUGGACGGCCUAGGCCUCAGACUACCAUCGCCCACUUUCUCAGUUAUGGACGUGGAGCGCUAUGUUGGUGGAGAUAAGAUCAUUGAGGUCAUAGAUGUGGCGAGGCAAGCUGACGGCAAGAUGAAGCUCCGAAACUUUGUAAAAUACUUCAUGAAUCCCGACCGACCCAAAGUAUUAAAUGUCAUAAGCCUGGAGUUCUCUGACACCAAGAUGUCUGAGUUGGUUAAAGUACCAGACAUUGGUAAACAACUGUCUUGGGUAGAGAAUUACUGGCCUGAUGACUCCGUCUUCACGAAGCCCUUUGUUCAAAAGUAUUGUCUGAUGGGAGUGGAGGACAGCUACACUGAUUUUCACAUAGACUUUGGUGGCACUUCUGUCUGGUAUCAUGUCCUAUGGGGGGAAAAAAUUUUCUACUUGAUAAAGCCCACAGAUGAAAACCUGGCACUGUAUGAAUCGUGGAGCUCUUCAGUUACCCAAAGUGAAGAGUUUUUUGGGGACAAAGUUGAUAACUGUUACAAGUGUGUGGUCAAACAGGGGCAUACACUCUUUCUCCCAACAGGCUGGAUUCACGCUGUCCUCACCUCUCAGGAUUGCAUGGCCUUUGGUGGGAACUUUCUGCACAACCUAAACAUUGGCAUGCAGCUCAGGUGUUAUGAGAUGGAAAAAAGACUGAAGACCCCGGAUCUCUUCAAGUUCCCUUUCUUUGAAGCAAUUUGUUGGUUUGUGGCCAAAAACCUACUUGAAACUUUGAAAGAGCUAAGAGAAGAUGGCUUUCAUCCUCCAAACUAUUUAAAGCAUGGUGUGAAGGCAUUAAUUUCUGCUUUAAAGAGCUGGAUGAAAAAAGAAUCUGUAGCAGAACAUGCUUUUGAAAUCCCAGAAAACAUCAGACCCGGGAAUCUUGUUAAAGAGCUUUCUAAAAUAAUUCGCACUGUUGAGGAGGAGGGGAGCAAGCCAGUCAAAUCUCAGGUAAUUCAUGGGCUGUGUCCACUCUCCCGAUCCCCACACGAUAAGUCAUCUCAUCAUUCCAAGCGGAAAGCAAGGCGGCUGCGGGACCAUACGAACAAAGCCCCCUCAAAUCUUGAUAUCCUGGAGCAUCAUACUCGGGAGGUGUUGAAAAGGUUGGAGAUGUCUCCCUGGCAGGAGGAUAUGGGAACUUAUAAAUUGAAUAUGAAAUCGCUACAGCCAUCAUCCAUGAUGCUGGACAAAAAGAUGAAAGACAAUGACUUCCAUCUGCUACUUUCCAGUGGAAGAAUAGUAGGAGAUGAGAGACAAACGUUCACUGACCGGAGUCUUUACACUGCGGAUAGCGAGGAUGAAGAUGAUCGGGCUAGAUUGAAAAAGACAGAGGACAUCAAAUUGGAGAAGCCAUGCUCCAGUUCGGAGGCAGAUGAUAAAGCUGAAAAUCAGAAACCACUAAAUAUGUUUUUUGAAAGUGUCAAGUCAGAGCUCAGGUACAGACCCACAGAAUAUUCCGAUAUCUCCGAUUCUGAAGGAUCCGAAGCCAAUUGCACUAACCAGAAAAGCGCCUCAGAGGAUUCGGACAGCUCAGGUGAUGAGCAGCUGCGGGAAGAGACACCUGAUCUCAAGGAAGAGGACACGGAGGCAACCUGUUAUGAUGAUCACUGCUGGUCUCCUGGUGAAACUCCACAAAAAAGUGAGUUUCCUAGGUCAACCAGCAUGGUGGAGGAUGCAGUUGAGGGCAUGCUUACAAUGGCAUCUUUGCACUACCCCUCUCAGACCCCAGCAGAAGCAAGAAGCCCAGGCUGCAAAAUGGGUCUUGUUUAUCCUCAGUUGCACAUCAAAUUCUCUCAGAAGGACUCUCAAGAGCCAAAAUUGGUGAACAAUGGUCACCAUGGCAGUGAGGACACAGGGCUGACCACUUCAGAUUGGAUUAGUCAGAUGAAUUCGUCUUGCGGGUUGGAUCCUCAGGACUUCUGCAAAGCUGCAAAAUCUCAGAGGCAUGAACAUUCUUCAGAUUCCAGCAGACACACUCUCAAGAUAAAACACUAUUCAGAAAGUAAAGGCUGGGACUCUCCAAGAUACCACCACGAUGAUAAAUCUGACCAGGAGGGCAGCCUAAGUCCUGGGGGCUGUGACUUUAGCGAAGGAAGCUUGAGUCCAGAUAGGAUAUAUGGAGACACUUCACCAACUGUGCCCCUGCACCCAACAAAGAGACCUGCCUCAAACCCACCCCCUAUUAGUAACCAGGCAACUAAAGGUAAAAGGCCAAAGAAGGGCAUGGCAACUGCCAAGCAACGCCUGGGUAAAAUACUGAAGCUCAAUCGACAUGGUCACACACGCUUCUUUGUUUGAUGCUCAUGUUCUUGCUGGUUUUCAUUCAUACAACAGUAUUGAGGAGAGCAGAGGCCUGGAGCCUUUUGCCUUUCUUCUACCAAGGGUAGAAGUAUCACACCAUACACUGCCUGAUGAACAAAGAUAGUUUAUGUUGGUUUUUAUUUUAAUUUUCAUGUAUUUUGCUUUAACUGUGCCACACCCACUCAGCAAUAACCGGAGGAGAUCCAGGAUUCUUGUGUGGUAGUUGGACCUUUCUACCUUUUGGAAUUGGAAUCAAAUUUUGUUUUCUCUUCUAAUUGUUCUCUGAAUUUUUACUUUGUGCAGCUGGGGAUGGAUGGCAGCGGAGGGCACGCAAGGUGCUUUGUGUUCUUCAAUAAUUUAUUGAAACAGAAUUUUUUUUUUUUUUAAGAUUAUUUUUUUUUUGCUUCCAGAAAAUCUUUUUUUCUCAUUUUUAAUUAUUUAUUUCAGAGAAUUUCUGAGGGUCGUAAUAAUUUUUUUAGAUUUUAAAUAAUGUGAAUUUUUUUUCUGUCUGUAAUUUUUUUUAUGUCUAAUAUAUAUAUUUUUUAUUUCCAUGUAAUGAAUGGGAGGGCAGCAAAUUUGAGGAGAUUUGUUUUCUUUUACUUGAUAUUCAGGAUGUAGUCUUAAACAGGGAUUUGAUGCAUUUUUUAUUCUUUGUAAAUAACAUCAAAUGCUAUUUUAUUUGCUGUUUUUAAGCAUUUUAAUAUUUUUUUUAUUUUUUUUUUGCUGUUCAUUAUUUUUUUCAAUUGUUUGUAAUCUUGUAAGCUAUUGGCAGUGUCAUGGCCAAGCAAAAAGUCAACACUGUAUUUUAUUAAUAGGUGGGAGAUGAUCUUUUUCUGGAGAUUACGCUAUGAUCUUCCUGGGAGAUACAAGGGCUAAGCUAAUUUUGCUCUUUUUAUUUUUGAUUUUUUUGUUUGUAUUCUUUUUUUACAAGUCCUUUUUAGCAUAUUUUGUCCUACAUUUUCUUUGUAUUCAUAGGGUGUACAGUUUUAUGCUAGAAAGAGUUGGUUUCUGUUAUAGAAUGUUAUCUUUAAUUCAUUUGUGGGCUUUAUACUUUUUAUUUAUUUUUCGGUGUACUCUUGCAAAUACUCUCCUUAAUAUUGCAGUCUUACUGUAAGGAAAUGCAUUGAGCUAACUGGUAAAGUCAAUCUGCUUUAUUUGGAGUCUUGCGUUUGGGGUUUCCGGAUUAUAAUUUUAAUUUUAUUUUUUUUUUUUUUUUAUAUAAAAGCUUUAUUGAUCUAGACAUUGCAUCAAACACGCAGCCUUUCAAUAAAACUACAUGGAUCUCAGGGUAAAUGAAUUUGGAAGAUGGCAGAAAGGUGGCAGGUACCUGUUGUCAGGUUAUAUCAGGCCCAUCACUUAUCUUCCAUACCCCACCCCUCCUUGGCAUUAAAUGUUCCACCAUUGGCUCAUGGGGAAAAAGAACUUUAUUACAUUGAGCCUAUUUCAUUUGUUGUAUAGGUUACAUUUUUCUGUGUUUUUUAUUUUUUUUUGUUUUUUAUUUUUUUGUUUCUGUAUAUGUAUGCAUCAACUUCGUACCUUUUUCUGUGCCAGUCUCCGCAAUUGAAAACAAAUGCCGGUUUUGAUUCACUUGUAUAUAAAGCCGAUUCUAGAUUUUGUAUUUCUUGUAAUAUAAAAUUAAAUAUUUAACAUUUUCCUCUUUUUUAUUUUUAUUUUAUGUCUGUAUUAUGUAUUCUUUUCACUGUGUCUUGACAAUGGAUAGUAAUUCAGUGAUUCCAGGGAAAAAAAAUAAAAUCAAUGCCACCAUUCACUUCAUUAAUGAUACCAGCAAGUUAAAAAGCCAUUGAGAGCUUUCAUGGCUCAAGUUUACGGUUUUCUCACUGAAGCCGCAAUUCAGGCAUUUUUACCUAUUCCCCCCAACAUAGAUAUUGAUUAAAUUUUUAAUUUUAUUAUUUAUUUAUUUUUGCUUCAUUUAAGAUAAAAACGUGGUCAGAAAGGCCAUGUCAAAUAUGGACAUUCUCCAUAUCACAAGGUGAACCAUCCCAAAAUUUAAUCUUCCUCUCAAACUUGCUAGAAAAAAAAAACAAAAUUUUAUUACCCUACACUUUUUAUGUAAUUGGCAAUUUCUUCUCUUUAUGUGAACAUUUUUAUUUGUGUGAGCUUUCUUGGGGGAAGAAAAAGCCAAACACCAAAGAAAUCUAUUCUCCAAGAAAUGCCAUUGUGUCAGAGGCUGUGGGCAAACAAGACUGGCUUGCUUUACACAAUUUUCUGCACAUAAAUCCAUGAUAUGUGUCCUAUUUUAUUUCCUCCAUGUAAAUUUUUUUAAUAACCUAAAAAUUACUGCAGGUAGAAUAUUUUCAGUGUUAUUCAAAGCCACUAAAAAAAAGUAUAAAAAAAUUAUAAUUUUUUUUUCUUGUGCAGCUAUUUUAAGAAAAAAAUAUUCUUAGAUGAGUUCACUGGCCUUUUAGUUUUCCUUUUUCUUUUUUUUUUAUAUAUAUUUUUAAUUAUUAUUUUUUUUAAGUAUUUGGAAGGUGGAAAACUGCUGAACCGCCAAGAUUUUACUCGUGCUCUUGUUUGCAGGAGUUAUUUGCACUGAAUGCAUCUGAUCAUACAGUAAAUAAGAAUGGAGGACGUUACAGAACUUUGUUUUUUUAUGAUGAUGGGAUUCUGAAUUUUAUACAGAAUAUACCAAAUGUGAUUCUGCCUACAAAUGUUUAUAGCGGUGACCGAGAUGAACAUUUUUAUCUGAGAACGUGAUUUAUACUCUAGAAUCUCUCCUUUGCCCUUCAUAUGACUUUCUAUUGAGCUUCAAGGCUACGACAAAGCACCUCAGUUACUUACCUAUGCAGCUUCAAAGUGUCUACAAAUGCCUACGUAUACAUUGCUAUUUAUGAGCCACAAAUCGGCAUUCUGUGUCCUGACUUUCUGUACUUGUACACAGGAGAGGAUAUUUUUUUUUUUUUAUAUUGUGAAAAUUUAAAAUGUUAAGAAUAAAGGGACUCGCUAACCAUUAACCAUGAAAUUUACAUCUGUCCCCCUUUGAUAAGUCGAUGGGGUGAAUUUCAUGACCAGCUGACUGUGUUUUGUUAUUUACAAUGCUUUGUGAAUUGUAGGUGAACAGGAUAUACAAAAAAUCUCACCGCAGUCCCACAACCUUUUUCUUUCAUUUUAUAAAAUUUCAUAUCAGUGUCUCCCUUAAUUUUUAAAUUGUCUGUAAAAGAAUAUGCAUCUAUCUGUAAAUUAAAUUUGGUGCAUUUUUUUUAUUCAUUUUAUUAGUGUUCUUCAAAGAGCAUGGCACAAAAAUCCAAGUUUCAGCAUUAAGUAAAAAUGAACCACUGUUAAUAACGAAAAAAACAUGUUAUUAAUGUAAUAUAUUUUUGUCCCCCCCACCCCCCUUUGGAACACACCACAGUAUUCCACCACAGUAUAUGUUUAACCUAUGAUCUUUGUGCUGUAGACAUAGAGAAGGGUCUUUAUGAAUCUAGCUUUAAAGAUAAAUAUUUAAAGUUGUGUGUUUUAUACCUAUCCUGUUCACCUGCAGGCAGGAAUUAGUGUAUAUAAUAUAGCAUUUAUAGAGAUCUCCUUUUGUAUGUUUUUUUUUUUUUUUUUUUUUAAUACAGUGGCUCAAGAAGCACACAAAAUCAUGUGUGUAUGUAUGUGUAUGUAUAUAUAUAUAUAUAUAUAUAUAUACACACAUACAUAUACACAAUGUUUUCCUCACGUUAUAUCCAUGUAUGCAUUCUCUGUAUUCUAUGAAUUACUGUAUUUCUUUUAUUUAUAUGUAGCUAAUGUGUUCUUUUCCCUCCUUUCACCAGAUUUGUGUGCUCUUUUAUCUUUGAAUGUGUAAAUAUCAGAUUUGUAAAUAAGGGAUUGUUUGAGGAAAAAAAAAAAAAUUCCGAAUGAUC